AUGUCUUCUCCUCAGGACCGCGUCCAGCACUACAUUGGACAGCUCGACGCCGAGGUCAGUCGUCAUGCGACCGCGCUUUCCAAGUACCCCGCUCUGAACAACCUGGAGCGGACCACCUCAGUGCCCAAGGCCUAUGCUGUCAUCGGCUUGGUCGUCUUUUACUUCUUCCUCAUCAUCUUCAACCUCGGUGGCCAGCUCCUCACCAACCUGGCCGGCUUCGCCAUUCCCGGGUACUACUCUAUGGAGGCUCUGUUCACCACGACCACCAAGGACGAUACUCAGUGGCUUACGUACUGGGUUGUCUUUGCUUUCUUCACCGUCGUCGAGAGCUUCGUCAAUGUCGUCUACUGGUUCCCCUUCUACUUCACCUUCAAGUUUGUCUUCCUUCUGUGGCUGUCUCUGCCCGUCUUCCGGGGCGCCGAUGUCAUCUUCCGAUCUUUCAUGGUCCCCAUGUUCGGCCGAUACUUCUCGCACUCCGGCUCGACCGCCGCCGGCCUGCGCGGUAAGGUUGACACUGCCGGCAAGGCCGAGUAA
Messenger RNA from Thyridium curvatum, 534 nucleotides. RefSeq lists its product as uncharacterized. The record is from RefSeq and is a predicted model, not a curated record. Lineage: Eukaryota; Fungi; Ascomycota; Sordariomycetes; Thyridiales; Thyridiaceae. The coding region runs from base 1 to 534 and encodes 177 amino acids. The transcript is spliced from 5 exons.